Molecule: messenger RNA, 1413 nt
Organism: Charadrius vociferus (killdeer)
Lineage: Eukaryota; Metazoa; Chordata; Aves; Charadriiformes; Charadriidae
Gene: ENPP5
Product: ectonucleotide pyrophosphatase/phosphodiesterase 5 (putative)
Exons: 3
Coding region: 1-1413 (470 amino acids)
Source: RefSeq, a predicted model, not a curated record
AUGUUGCCCCAGAAGAGGGGACGAAUACCUUCCAGAACAGCCAUGAACUGUUAUUGGAAAGUCCUGGCUAUUUUCUUACUAUUUCUUCCAAGCGCAUUGUCUCUCCAGCCAGCCCAGCCCAGAGUGUUGCUAGUAUCUUUUGAUGGAUUUCGAUGGGAUUACAUCUAUAAAGUCUCAACUCCCAAUUUUCAUUACGCCAUGGAGAACGGUGUUCAUGUCAAACAGGUCACUAAUGUGUUUAUAACAAAAACGUAUCCUAAUCAUUAUACGAUGGUGACUGGUCUCUAUGCAGAAAGCCACGGUAUAGUUGCUAAUGAGAUGUAUGAUCCUAUUCUGAACAAAACUUUCUCUAUGAACAAAAUGGAUAUCCAUAACUCCAAGUUCUGGGAAGAAGCCAGCCCAAUAUGGGUAACAAACCAGAGGGAAGGACAUAAAACUGGAGCAGCUAUGUGGCCUGGAACAGAUGUGAAAAUACAUGGAGUCUUUCCUACGUAUUAUAUGCCCUAUAAUGAAUCUGUUUCCUUUGAAGACAGACUUGCUAGGCUUAUUGACUGGUUUACAUCAGCAGAACCCAUAAACUUUGGUCUCCUAUAUUGGGAACAGCCUGAUGAGAUGGGCCACAUUCUGGGCCCAGAAAACCCACUGAUGGGACCGAUAAUUAGCAAUAUUGACAAAAAGCUGGGAUAUCUUAUGACUGAACUGAAGAAAGCGAAGCUGUGGGAUGUGAUAAAUGUCAUAAUCACAAGCGAUCAUGGAAUGUCACAGUCCUCCUCGGAGAGGCUCAUUGAGCUUGAUCAGUAUGUGAAUAGAGAGCUCUAUACAAUUGUUGACCAUUCUCCUGCAGUAGCUAUUUUGCCAAAAGAAGGUAAACUGGAUGAAGUAUAUGAAGCUUUGGCCAAUGCUCAUCCCAACAUGACUGUAUAUAAAAAGGAGCAGAUUCCAGAUAGAUUACAUUACAAACACAACAGUAAAAUUCAGCCCAUCUUAGCAGUGGCUGAUAAAGGAUGGGAAAUUGUAUACAAUAAGUCUGACGGUUUUCAAUUUGGUAAUCAUGGAUAUGACAACAUCUUACCAGAAAUGCAUCCAAUUUUUUUGGCAGUUGGGCCUGCUUUCAGAAAGAAUGCAACGAAAGAAGUCAUGAAUGCUACAGACUUGUACCCCUUACUGUGCCAUCUGCUUGGUAUUAACCCACUGCCAAACAAUGGUUCGUUCAAUGCUGUGAAAGACAUACUUGCUGAAGAAGUUCCUGUAGCCUUUGGAGCAGACACCUAUGCUACUGUUUUAGGAGUCUUGCUGGGCAGCUUUCUUGUUAUGGUUUUUAUUGCAGUUUUUGUUAAACAUUUUAUCCUCACCCAAGCAAAUAGCAUGCAGAUGCCACAUACUGAAGCUGCCCAGCCACUGCUGCAAGAUUAA